UUCCCCUUUGCAAAGUAGAUCCUAGACUUACAUAGACUAUGAUAGAACAUUCGUCUAGAGUCUCAAAAACUUUCAAGUGAAGGCACCCACCUAUCCGGGAUAAUGGAGGUGGCUCUCACCUCCCACCACAUUGAGUGGAGGAUCAUAUAGCUUCUGCCAGGGGAGUGUGGUAUGACACGGGAUCAAAGGAAGGCACCAUCAAUUGGACCUUGUUGCCCGGAGUUCCUCCAUCACGAUAUCCGUUUCUGAAUACAAGUCCGCCGUUGAGCUAUUGAACAGGGGAUCAAGCUGACGUGAGACCUGGCUAAGGAGGUCCGCACCCCGUUCAAGAAAGACAGAUUGCGGCUGUCUGCUAUAUAUCCAACUAAUGACAAAGGUUACUGCACCCAUGCCACAAUGGAGGAAGAUGGAAGUUCAGCAGACAAACAGCCUAAUACAAUCAAUACUUCAGUUGUUCCUCUACCAACCAGCUCUCCGGCCUCGCCCUCUGAGACCCUCACAGAUGAAAAGCGGGCACCUGUGAGGAAUGACGGACUGCCCGUCCAUGUGCCCGUCAUCAGCUUGGGACACAGCCGAGUCACACUAAGGCCAGAACUCACUACUUUACAUCCUGUUCCCUCCUGGAUGUUGGCACUACCGGGCAUACGGGCACCAUUCUUUCCUGCUCAGUUUCACGCCCACCCCUAUCUGCCCAGUCCUUACCUCCGUGCCACUAGCCUGAUCCCUAUCUUUUCUGGGAGAUUUAAGAGGAGAAGCUUCGCUGACAUCAUUGAACCUCCCUUCAUAGUACGACAGCCACAGAAAGUCGCCCGUCGUGUCUUCACCAACAGUCGGGAGCGCUGGAGGCAGCAGAAUGUCAAUGGAGCCUUCGCGGAGCUGCGGAAACUGAUCCCCACCCAUCCACCUGACAAGAAGCUCAGCAAGAAUGAAAUUCUCCGUUUGGCUAUGAGAUACAUUACAUUCCUAGUCACUCUGCUGGGGGACCAGCACAGCCCUCCUCCCAAAACAUCCCCUCCCAAGAGGAGAUUCACACAAACUGAUUUGCCCCAGAAAGUCAAAGAGUGUCACAGUCCGGCGCCUAGCAUGCAGGUGCGGGAAGACCAGGAGAGAAACAGGGACUUUGGGUGCACAGUGUCUCCGAUGUCUGGCAGUUGCGGAGACAGUGUAGAGUCAGAGGAGUCGGAGGGGGACAGAGAAAGCGUUUCGUCCUCGACAAGCACAAAAAUCUCAAUGAUCAGGUCAGAAAUUGGAGGAAGUCGGUGAGGGUUGGAGAACGGAGGAGACUGAGGUCGUUUUAUGAAUACCUUACUCUCCUUCAAAACUUCAUGUUGCUGAACAGACACACCCUCCAAUGUACAAAGCUUUGAGUAACGGACAGUAGGAGGAAAUAUUUCAGCAUGAGAAUCAAUGAACGAACCAGAGAAGAAGAAUACCAACAUCUUGUUGCUUAAUCAGCCGUGUGUACUGUGUUUCAAUGACUGUACCGUUUACAGAAUAGCUUGAUUACUACUGAGAGGCGGCGCCAUGAUAGUCGCCUAAACAAACUUUAUUUUUCUUUUACGCAUCCAUUUCGGUUUAAAUGUACCGUAUUUGCCGGCGUAUAAGACGACUGGGCGUAUAAGACGACCCCCAACAUUUCCACUCAAAAUAUAGAGUUUGUUAUAUACUCACCGUAUAAGACUACCCCCUCUUCCGCACACCUUCCACACACCAAAUAAAACGUAAAAGAACAUCAGACUACAACUUUAAGUUUAAAA
Messenger RNA from Pseudophryne corroboree (corroboree frog), 1757 nucleotides. RefSeq names its product LYL1 basic helix-loop-helix family member (gene LYL1). NCBI's taxonomy places the organism in Eukaryota, Metazoa, Chordata, Amphibia, Anura, Myobatrachidae. The transcript has 5 exons. Bases 397 to 1263 code for a protein of 288 amino acids. Gene Ontology annotation, biological process: regulation of transcription by RNA polymerase II. Gene Ontology annotation, molecular function: DNA-binding transcription factor activity, RNA polymerase II-specific; protein dimerization activity; RNA polymerase II cis-regulatory region sequence-specific DNA binding. The record is from RefSeq and is a predicted model, not a curated record.